AAUGUGUUGAAACAACAAUGAGCGAAUCAACGGAUAUACAGCCGGAUUUUAAGCAAUUCCCGCCAGGGAUUAGCUAUACAAUCUUUAGCAAGGAAAGCGAGUUGAAGGACAUUCAAAGCCUGAUCGACAAGGAACUCUCGGAGCCUUAUUCCAUCUAUACCUAUCGCUACUUUGUCUACAAUUGGCCCCAACUCUGCAUCUUUGCUCGGCAUGGAGAACGCUAUGUGGGUGUGAUUGUUUGCAAGAUGGAAUCCUUGGGCUGCAUGUUGCAAGGAUACAUUGCCAUGUUGGCUGUGGAUCCCACGUAUCGUCUAUUGAAGAUUGGCACAACGCUGGUGGAGAAGGCCAUUGAUGUGAUGAUUCAAGAGAGUGCCGAUGAGAUUGUCCUCGAAACGGAGUUGACCAACAAGGCGGCAUUGCGUCUAUAUGAUAGUCUGGGUUUCAUACGAGAGAAGCGUCUGGUGCGCUAUUAUAUGAACGGUGUGGAUGCACUGCGUCUCAAGCUGCUGCUGCCAUGGCGUCAAUCCGACGAGGAGAACUCCUAAGCUGCCAAAUUAUCGAGUUUUUAAUGAUUGUUUUAUUUUAUUUUAUUUUGGUUUUCAAUGUUGCGAUGUGAUGAUGAAGUCUG
This is a messenger RNA of Drosophila innubila, 628 nucleotides long. It is a transcript of the gene Naa30B, whose product is annotated as N-alpha-acetyltransferase 30A. The coding region runs from base 18 to 545 and encodes 175 amino acids. Gene Ontology annotation, biological process: N-terminal peptidyl-methionine acetylation. Gene Ontology annotation, cellular component: NatC complex. NCBI's taxonomy places the organism in Eukaryota, Metazoa, Arthropoda, Insecta, Diptera, Drosophilidae. Gene Ontology annotation, molecular function: protein-N-terminal amino-acid acetyltransferase activity. The transcript has a single exon. The record is from RefSeq and is a predicted model, not a curated record.